UAUCACAUGAGUGACAUGUCAUUUUAUUAGAAGUAAUUUUAUUUAAAAUAAAAUUUAAAAUGAGUGAAGGUGCGGCCACAAAUGGCUUGAAUAUAGAAAACGCAGUGGCAGAGACAAAUGCGCAACCCGCAGAAAAUGCCGCCGCAGCGCAAAACCCGGCGCUCAACAGGCAGCCCACGGGCAUGGAAUCCUUUUUUGCAGUCACAAAAAGCCUGAUUAUUAGAGCAUUGAUAAUCUACUUCAUAACCUCCUUCUUCCGAAGGCCGCAGGCCCCUGUAACAAACGAAAAUGGAGUUGCGGUACCGUCAAAACAAGCUCGAAAUAUAUUUCCCGACGGGACGAACCUAAACUUAUGGGUGUAUCUAUCAGAGACUGAAGAACUGGACAAUUACAAUCAAACAAAUGUGUUCUGGUACAAAAGUGGUUUGGUGUAUGGCGAUUGGACUUCUGGGCCCUUUAAAGACGGGAGUUACGUGAUAGAGAAACAAGUACCAAUCACGGAAACGAUGAGAAAUAAUGGGUCAUUGUAUUUGCAUGCCUUUGUAACCAAAUCUGGGGAAACUCCCCAACCCAGUGCCUUCAGUUUUGCCAAGGAUAAAGUCAGCUCAGUUUUUAAGCAAAUAAACAGGUAUAAAAAAUUAAAAGCCAGCGUGACGAAAAACCUUAUCAGCGGGGAGACGGAAAAACCGGACGUGGAAGAUGGCAAAAUUGUGGCGCAUUGGCACCCAAACAUCACUUUAAACUUAAUUACAGAUCAAACGGCAUGGACGCCAAAUAGCAUGCCCAUGCCUUUGGAUCAGUACAUUAAAUUUACUGAUGACGGUAAUCAUUAUAAACCCGUGUUGUUUGCCAAUGACUUCUGGAACAUGGCGAGGGAUUAUAAGCCGUUGAACGAGACUUUUACGUUAAGAAUUACGUUUCAGCCAAUGAGUUUGAUGAAGUUGCAGAUUUAUAUUGCACAAAAUACAAGGCAGAUGUGGAAUAUUUUCGGUGAUGCGGAACCAAAUCAUAGCGAUGAGGAUCAGGAUACACUAAAGGAAACUUUGUUGGAUACCAAUCCUUACUUGUUGGGUAUUACAAUUUUUGUUUCAAUUCUGCACUCGAUUUUUGAGCUGCUGGCGUUCAAAAACGACAUACAGUUUUGGAAUAAUAGGAAUUCUUUGGAGGGUUUGUCUGUUAGAUCAGUUUUCUUCGGAGUUUUUCAAUCUCUGGUCGUCUUGUUAUAUGUUUUGGACAAUGAAACCAACACUCUUGUUAGGAUUAGUUGUUUUGUUGGUCUAGGUAUAGAAAUGUGGAAAAUAAACAAAGUCGUAGAUUUUAAGCUAGUAGGUUGGAAAAUCACCUUUGAAGAUAAAGGUUCAUACGUCGAAUCUAGCACUAGAGUUUAUGACGAAUUGGCCUUCAAAUAUCUAUCUUGGUUAUGUUUCCCCCUCCUCGCCGGCUACAGCGUGUACGCCCUAAUUUAUUUAGAACACAAAGGCUGGUAUUCCUUUGUCCUAGACUUACUUUAUGGCUACCUCCUCACCUUUGGGUUCAUAAUGAUGACACCUCAACUCUUUAUCAACUACAAACUGAAAUCUGUUGCGCAUUUGCCGUGGAGAAUGAUGACGUACAAAUUUUUAAACACCUUUAUCGACGAUAUGUUUGCUUUCGUCAUCAAAAUGCCUACGAUGUAUAGGUUGGGUUGCUUUAGGGAUGAUAUUAUUUUCUUCGUGUUCUUGUACCAAAAAUGGAUAUAUCCGGUGGAUUUGUCGCGUAGAAACGAGUUCGGUUUUUCUGCGGAUGAUGUCUCGAAAAAGGAUCAGGUCGCUAUCCAAGAUACCGACGAUAAAAAAACUAAAUAAAUUAUAAAUUUCGAUGUCCUAUUUAUAAUAAAUAAUAUCAGUUUAAACCUAUAAUGUAUAAAUGUCCCGUUAUAAAUGUUAAUGUUGCAUCCAAUAAAUAAGUUGUGAUAUUGUUGGUUUAGUAUAUGUAUUUACGUAAUAGACAAUUUUUCAGGAACAAAUCGUUUUGUGUACAUUACUUUGUAUUUAAAUGGAGUUAAUAUGCUAAAUAAAUUGUUUGUUUUUUUAUUUUGUGUACCUUGUAUUAUUAUAAUCAUUAUUUAGCCACUAAAUAUGUAUGUAAAAUACUUAUCUUUUUAAGUACAUAUU
Molecule: messenger RNA, 2153 nt
Organism: Brassicogethes aeneus
Lineage: Eukaryota; Metazoa; Arthropoda; Insecta; Coleoptera; Nitidulidae
Source: the annotation of a GenBank genome assembly